AUCCAGAAAUUUGAUGAUCAUGUUUACAAAUCAUAUUUUAAAAUGAAAACAUUAAAUAUAGUCGACAUUUGAUUAGAUGGACUACCAAACAUAAUUAUUUUUGUGUGGUUUAUAUUUAAUAUAUUUUUGGCUACAUGAUUUAUUAAUAUGAUUAUUAGACUCCAAGGACUAUUUUGUCUAGCUGAUCGACACUAAAUAUCUCUCUCACUAUCAAAUUUGUCCAAGUUUUAAAUUUGGUGACUCAUCUCCUUAAUGAUUUUAACAGCAAAAAACUUGUAUAUAUAUAAAAAGUACAUAAGAUACUAUUCUUCAUUCAGUUUUCUUCACACUUCUUGGUUACCGUACAUUUCACUAUUUUCCCAUCACAAUCCAAUAAUAAAUUUUCUCCUAUAAAAAACCAUUUGCUAUAUUCUCUCCUCAUCAACAAAUUUACUUCACAAAAUAUUCUCAGUUGCAAAAAAAGAAGAAGCUAGGAAGAAUAACACACCUUACACUUAUACACUGAAAAUCAGGAUGUUGACCUUUUUACCUUCAAUCAUGCUUCAUUGAUCAUCAUCAUCAUCAAUCUUCAAAUCUCAUCUACCUAGUAGUAACUUUAUUUCAUCACACUAGAAGUUCCAUGACCACAACAAUGGCUAAGAUUUCCAAUAAUCCCUUUCAAAUUUCCAACUUCAUAGCAAUUCUAUUACUCACAUCAUACUAUAUUUUCCCUCCAUGUUUGUCUCUAACAAUUGAAACACAAGCACUUCUUGAUUUCAAAAACCAUUUGAAAGACUCAUUGAAUACUUUAGCUUCAUGGAAUGAGUCAAACUCUCCAUGCAUCUUUCAUGGAAUUACAUGUGAUCCAUUAUCUUUCAAAGUCAUAGAAAUCUCAUUGGAAGAUAACUCCCUCUCUGGCGAAAUUUUUUCGUCAAUCUCACUUCUUCAUAGCUUGCAAGUUCUUUCAUUACCAUCCAAUUCCAUUUCCGGAAAAAUUCCAUCCGAAGUAACCAAAUUCAUAAACCUCAAAGUCUUGAAUCUAUCAGGAAAUGAGCUUGUUGGUGCAAUUCCAGAUAUGUCUGGAUUGAGAAACCUUCAAGUUCUUGAUCUUUCAGCGAAUUACUUUUCUGGUCGAAUCCCUAGUUGGAUAGGGAAGCUCACUGGACUAGUUUCACUUGGUCUUGGAGAAAAUCUUUACACCGAGAGUGUGAUACCCGAGAGUCUUGGAAAUUUGAAGAACUUAACUUGGCUUUAUCUACGCGGUUCUCAUUUGACAGGAGAGAUUCCAGAAUCAAUAUAUGAAAUGGAAGCAUUGGAGACUUUAGAUAUUUCAAGAAACAGGUUAACUGGCAAAAUCUCAAGAUCAAUUUCAAAGCUGAAAAAUGUUUACAAGAUUGAGUUGUUUUCAAAUAAUUUGGUAGGCGAAAUACCAGAAGAACUUGCGAAUUUAACAAAUUUGCAAGAGAUUGAUCUUUCUGCAAACAAAAUGUCUGGUAUAUUGCCUAAGCAAAUUGGUGAUAUGAAGAAUUUGGUUGUUUUUCAACUCUAUGAUAACAACUUUUCUGGUGAAAUUCCUGAUGGAUUUGGUGAUAUGGAAAAUCUAAAAGGUUUUUCAGUUUACAGAAACACGUUCAACGGAACGAUACCAGAGAAUUUUGGUCGAUUUUCCCCACUCGAAAGUAUUGACAUAUCAGAGAAUCAAUUUUCAGGUUUUUUUCCAAAGUACUUGUGUGAAAAAAGAAAGUUGAAAUUUUUGCUUGCAUUGCAAAACAAUUUCUUUGGAAAUUUUUCUGAAUCUUAUGCUUCAUGCAAAUCACUUGUAAGAUUAAGGAUUAGUAGGAAUUUUUUAUCAGGAAAAAUUCCGAAAGGUGUUUGGUCACUUCCUAAUGCAAAAAUAAUUGAUUUAGGCUUUAACAAUUUCAGUGGUGAAGUAUCUUCAGAAAUUGGAAAUUCAUCAGCUUUAACUGAAAUUGUUUUGAUGAAUAACAAGUUUUCAGGUAAGGUUCCUUCACAAAUUAAAAAAUUGGUGAAUUUGGAGAAACUUUACUUGAGUAACAAUAAUUUCACCGGAGAAAUUCCACAUGAAAUUGGAUUUUUAAAGCAAUUAUCCACUUUGCAUUUGGAAGAAAAUUCAUUAAAUGGCUUAAUACCUAGUGAAUUAGGUCGUUGUUCGAGGCUGGUGGAUUUGAAUCUUGCUAGGAAUAAUUUAUCAGGAAAUAUUCCAAAUUCGUUUUCGCUUAUGAGUUCUUUGAAUUCUUUGAAUUUGUCAAGAAACCAACUUACAGGUUCAAUUCCAGGAAAUUUAGAGAAAAUGAAACUAAGCUCAGUGGAUUUUUCUGAAAAUUUUCUUUCUGGUAGAAUUCCAUUUUGGAUUUUUAUCAUUGGUGGAGAAAAGGCUUUUGUUGGAAACAAAGAUUUGUGUGUUGAGAAAAAUCCGAAAGCUUCAACGAAUUCUGGUUUGAAGAUUUGUGAUAAAGAUAAUGGUCAUAGAAGACCUAUCUUUCAUUAUAAAUAUCUCAUGCUCUUUUUCAUUGCUGUUAUAUUCGGCGCUGUGGUUUUGAUUGGUAGAUACGUUAAGAAUCGAAGAGGAAAAAAGUUACAAAAUGGUCCAAAGGAAGGACGUGAAAAAUGGAAACUAGCAUCUUUCCACCAAGUGGACAUUGACGCCGAUGAAAUAAGUCAUUUGAAAGAAGAUAAUCUAAUCGGCUACGGUGGUGCAGGAAAGGUUUAUCGAGUCCAGUUGAGGAAAAACGGUGGAGUGGUGGCUGUGAAGCAACUAGAGAAAGGGAACAAUGUGAGGAUUUUGGCAGCAGAAAUCGAGAUUUUAGGGAAAAUUAGACAUAAAAAUAUACUUAAACUUUAUGCUUGUUUUCUCAAAGGAGAAACCAGUCUUUUAGUUUACGAGUAUAUGCCAAAUGGUAAUCUUUUUCAAGCUCUUCAUCGAGAGACAAAAGACGAGAAGGUUACAUUUGAUUGGAAUCAAAGGUAUAAAAUUGCGUUGGGAGGAGCGAAAGGGAUUUGCUAUUUGCACCAUGAUUGUUCUCCACCUGUUAUUCAUAGGGAUAUAAAAUCUAGCAACAUUUUGCUUGAUGAAAAUUAUGAAGCAAAAAUUGCUGAUUUUGGUGUUGCAAGGUUUGCAGAAAAAUCUCAGAUGGAUGAUAGCUCUUUUGCUGGCACACAUGGUUAUAUUGCUCCAGAACUGGCUUAUACAACUGAAAUAACCGAAAAGUGUGAUGUGUACAGCUUCGGAAUUGUACUAUUAGAGUUAGUAUCUGGUCGUGAAGCUGUUGAAGAGGAAUACGGUGAAGCAAAAGAUAUUGUUUAUUGGGUUUUGACUAAUCUUCAUGACCGUAAAAGUGUACUCAACAUUCUUGACGAUAGAGUUGCAUCAAAACACUGUGUUGAUGAUAUGAUAAAAGUGUUGAAGAUCGCUAUUAAGUGCACUACUAAGCUUCCAACUUUGCGUCCUACAAUGCGAGAUGUUGUUAAGAUGCUUAUUGAUUCUGAACCUUGCAAGAUGAAAUCUAAAGGAUGUGGUCUUGAGAAAGAUUAGUGGUUUUUGUUAUCAAAGUCUAUAAUGUAAAUAAAUUCUUGUAAGAUAUGUCCCAAUUGAGGAACACUUUUGUUUACUUGUUGAGAUUUUUAUGAUAAUAAUUAUGUUUUAUAGAGGUGUUACAUAUUUAUAA
Trifolium pratense (red clover) is the source of this 3665-nucleotide messenger RNA. RefSeq names its product receptor protein-tyrosine kinase CEPR2. NCBI's taxonomy places the organism in Eukaryota, Viridiplantae, Streptophyta, Magnoliopsida, Fabales, Fabaceae. Gene Ontology annotation, biological process: protein phosphorylation. The record is from RefSeq and is a predicted model, not a curated record. The transcript is spliced from 3 exons. Gene Ontology annotation, molecular function: receptor serine/threonine kinase binding; ATP binding; protein kinase activity. Bases 620 to 3532 code for a protein of 970 amino acids.